This is a messenger RNA of Vespa crabro (European hornet), 3924 nucleotides long. RefSeq names its product focadhesin. The transcript is spliced from 8 exons. The record is from RefSeq and is a predicted model, not a curated record. Gene Ontology annotation, biological process: regulation of post-transcriptional gene silencing. Bases 382 to 3924 code for a protein of 1180 amino acids. Lineage: Eukaryota; Metazoa; Arthropoda; Insecta; Hymenoptera; Vespidae.
ACGUUAUUUGCACAUUGCAAGCGCGGGCUUUUGACUCACGUGAUCUGUACGACGCAUGCGCACUAUUCGAAUCGGUUUUUUAUUGUCGUGAAAAAAAUACCUAACAAAAACAUUAUAAUAAUAUUCGAGGUAAGUUUUGUAACGAUGAGAGUGUAGAUAAAUUUGAAAGAAAGAUUGUUUUUAUACUUAAAAAAUUGAAAUGUUUAACUCUCAAUAAAGUGAUAUGAGAUACAAUUUGUUUUCGUUGACGUUCUACUUAAGAAUAUAGGUUAUAGGCAUUUUAAAACAUAAAUAACAUCAAAAACGUAAUAGCGUAAAUACUUAAAAAAUACUUAAAAAAAAAAAAGAAAAAGAAAAAUUCCAGAACAUCAAUGUUAAAAUAUGGAUGUAAUUGAAUAUAAAUUAACCUCAAAGAAUCCUGUCUUAAUAUCACAUGCGGUAUCUAGACUUUAUGAAGUAAUCAAGGAGAAGUACAAAAAUGGAACAUCAAAAGAUGUUAUAAAGAUACCAGAAUAUAAACUGCUUAUAUCAAAACUUGAAAGCAAAGAUAAAGUACUUAGUACAUCUAUAUGUCAAGCAUUAGUUAGACUUGUAGAAAAUGGAAUAAUAUCUGUUACUAUGGCUCUCUGUACUUUAAUAUCUUAUGUUUCUUCUACAAACAAUUAUGUCGCAAUUACCGUAAGCAUGAGUCAUUUACUGAUAUUGGAUUUUAAACUUCAUGCUACCGAAGAUAAAUGUUCAUAUAAAUUGCCAAUGCCUCAGUUUCCAUUUAUCUCAAUUUUGAAAGAAGAAAAAAAUUCUUGGCGAGCUGUAUUAGAUCAAAUGCAUUUUAUAAUGAAUUAUCCUGAUAGACAGAUAAAGGAAAACAGUAUAAAAAUUUUAAGGCCGGUCUUUAUAUUUAUUUUAUGCAAUCCUUCUUCAUCUUUAUCGGAUGGUUGUAAAGAAAAAGCUUGGCAAUUAAUUAAAUCGAGUAACGCUUUAGAAUUACAAAUUGAAAUUCUAUUAUGGCUUCGUACAAAUGAUACAGAUAAUUGUUUGGAAACAUAUUAUAAAAUUUUUGGAUUUGCAAUGGUAUCAUUAUCCAAAAAUGACAAAGAUACUUGCAUAGCCUUACUCCCAUUAUUAUCAUCUGUUUGUAUAUGUUUCCUUGAACACGGCUUCGACCCUGUAGUAAAUCUUGAUACAAUAUCUACUAUUAUAAAUAAAUAUAAUAAUUUAUCAGGAAAUAUUAUACUGGCAUUAAUGUCCGAAAUAAUUGUGAUAUGUCCUGGAUAUUACUUAGCCAAUGUUCUGCAACUAUGUGAACUUAUAUUGAAUAAAAUGUCAUGCAACAUAACAUUGAUAAAUAUGUUAAUAGCAUCUCUCCUGAAGUGGAUGCCUUAUCCUUCUGUCUUAUGUGCUGAAGCUUUAACUAAAGCUAAUGCUUUAAUAAACAAAGCUGUUACCGAAACAAAAUGGACAAAAGAAGCCACCAAUCCUCAUCCAGAAGGAAUAUUUGCAAAAUUAAUUCAUUUUGAUGCAUAUAUUCAAUUUUACACAGAAAGUAUCGAUUUUUUAAAUACAAUAACAGAAACGAAUAUUUUAUCAUGGUUGAAAGCAUUAUCAAAAAGUCCAAUUGAUUUACGUUAUAAAUAUAGAUUAAUUCUUUCUGGUUUAUUUUUACAAAGUAAAAAUGUCAUUGUAACAAAAGACAUUUGUGAUAUACUUAUGCAAAUUACUAAAGAAAUAAUCGUUUUUGCAUCUCACAUGUUACCACUAAUUAUGCAUAAGUUAUCAAAAUCUCGUGAUCCCGAUGAAUCGAAAUACUUGCUUCUUACAUUACCCGAAUUAGCAAUAACAAAAGAAAAUGUACCAAUUAUAAAUAGAACAUUGCAAACAUUAUUUCACAGUGAAGGGCCAUUAAAAUAUUUCGCUCUCGAAUUAUAUUUGACGAUGAAUGAUAAAGAUCCACGUUGCUAUCAGUAUCUUUCAUCUGCACUUAUGGAAACGUCACAAAAUGACAAAUCGUGGUACGCUGAUGUAACUUGUGCUAGAGUAAUCAAGCACAUUUGCGAAGAACGUCCGAAAUGUGCUGAAGAACUUGCUCCAUUUAUUUCACAAAUAUUAAAUAAAUGUGUAGACACAAAUGGCAGUGCUGCAACAGCACUUGCACUUAAGGGUAUUUCCGCUCUUUGUAGUUCUUCUGUUAUUAGUAUUAUCUCAGUUUGGAAAGUCUUAGCGCCAAAAAUGAAGAAAGAAAAGCGUACAAUUGUUAUGAAAACUUUAUGUGAACUCUUUGGAAAUAUUCCAUCUUAUUUAAAUAGAAACAACAGCGCAUAUGAUACCUUGAUUACCGAAAUAUUAGAAAUAUUAUGGUCAUAUGUUAUACAAAAUGAUCCAGAGAUAAGUGAGGCUGCACUUAAAGCAAUAGCUUUGUAUCGAUUAGAAGAUAUUCCAUUACAAACUUUACCAGAUGAUUUUAAAUACGAUACUACAUCACAACCAAGUACAUCAGCUUCAAGUAAUACGCCAGAAAAUAUAUCACAGUGUAUACCAGCUGUAUCAAGCACAUGCUGGAUCAAAAUGUUAGAAAAAGUCAAUAAAACGAUUUUAAAUGCAGCUGGUAAUGUUUUAAUUUCAUUUAUUACAAAUGAAGUUAAAAGUUUUCGAUCUGGCAUAUAUAAUUGGCCACAUGGAGAGCCAAAUAAUUUCAAAUACUUACCAGAAAGAAGUAUUAUAAGAGUAGUCGGUGAACAUUUGAGACGUAUAGAUAUGACUAAAUCUUUCAACGAAAACGUCGCUAUAGAAUGUUUACGGAUAUUUGCAUUUAAAUAUCCAAAACCUUUGCCUAAUAUAAAUUGGAAUUUUUUACAUAAGACUACUGAAAUAUCCUAUAAAGCUAAAGAAUAUAGUCUUACUAUUGCAUGUCAUCAUUCAGUUAUAUCAUUGUCUGCAAGAAGCUUUGUUGAGCAUUAUUUAUCAAUGUUUGAAAAUGAUUCAAGUAUAAAAGAUUUAUUACAAAGUAAAGAACAUGAAAUAUUGUAUGCAAAUUUAGAAAUUCUCUGUGAAGCUGUACAAGCACAUAAAAUAAAACCAUUUUUAGAUACGACAUUAUCACAUGUUAUAAAAAAUUUAUUAAGUGAUGACGAUACAAAUGUAAUUUUAUUUAAGAAUAUUAUGCAUUCCUAUGCUAGAGCUUUAAAAAAUGAAACAAUAAAUGAUGCUAUUCGUACAUUACUCUCUACUACUUUAAACAAUCUUUUAGAUGAAAUAGACUUAACACAAGAAUAUUUUAAACCAUAUAUUUCUGCAGUAUUAGCAUUAUCGGUUGAUCACAUAGAGAGAAUGACAUCGCCUAACGUAUGGUGGGAAACAACCGUAAAAAAACUGAAAAAUGCUAUAAUUAUCAGAGCAGAAUUAGCUUUAAAUAACGACUUUGAAAUGCCUUUGAAUUGGAUGAAUGAAUUAAUUAAUUUAAUCGCAACUAUACCCAGUGUACAGUUAUAUUUGUUACAAGCAGUUCAAAGAGUGCAAACUGAAGUGAAAUCUAAAAUGUAUACAUCAGAUUGGGUUAUAGAUUUUAUAAAUCGUAUUCAAGCACUUAUACCAGAAAUAUCUGAAGAUAACCAACGAAUUUUAUUUUACUGUGAUAUUUUUUUCGUUUCUAUUAUUUGUUUAUCUGGAAUGGAUUGCAUAAUAAUGGAUGCAGAUUCUAUUGUAUCCUCGCAACAUGUCAGAACAAGAUUAUUCCCACAAGCCAUAGCUAUGCUUGCUGAUAUACAAUAUUGGAAGGAUCAUAUAAUCCCUCAGGUAAUGGAGUGGUUACAUCUAAUGAGAAUAAGUUCCAUACCAGAACUGUAUAAAUCUGCAUUUCAUAAUUCAUUAAUUUCCUUAAAACAUCAUCCGCAUUAUAAUAAGAAUUGGUUUACUUAUUUAUCAGUAUAG